This is a messenger RNA of Alternaria rosae, 888 nucleotides long. RefSeq names its product mitochondrial ribosomal protein subunit L20-domain-containing protein. NCBI's taxonomy places the organism in Eukaryota, Fungi, Ascomycota, Dothideomycetes, Pleosporales, Pleosporaceae. Bases 55 to 717 code for a protein of 220 amino acids. Gene Ontology annotation, cellular component: mitochondrial large ribosomal subunit. The transcript has a single exon. The record is from RefSeq and is a predicted model, not a curated record. Gene Ontology annotation, molecular function: structural constituent of ribosome.
CGUGCCAACGCGUGCAUCACAGCAGGCACGCCAACCCACACACCCAAUUCCACAAUGUCAACAUGUAAAUCCCUCCUCCGAGCCUGUCCCUCGCAACGGACCACGCCGUCGCUCCUCCCCCUCACGCAAUGCCGCUUCGAAUCCACAACCCGGCGACACAGAAAACUGCUCGCACUCCCCGAAGCCCCAUCCUACACACCCGACCGCGCAGCGCCCACACUGGUCUUCAAUCCCCCUUCCUCGGCGCCAAACGUCUACCACACCCCGCUCAAGUUCCUGCCCAAGGAAGAUAAGAGGAGACAGUUAUACGCUGCCGCCCAACAAUACGCAACCAAACUAGCGCACACGCGGCAAUCCUCACCCAUUGCCGCACCAGGCACACCGCUCAGCGCAGAAGGAUUCCUUCCUCCGCGCCCUUCUACAUCCCUGCCUGCGCCGCUCCGGAAGCCGUACGAGAAGACGUAUCAUCUCACCGAGGCGGAUAUUGCCGAAAUUAGGAGACUGAGGAGCGCGGAUCCGGAUACGUGGACUAGAGUCAAGCUGGCGGAGAAGUUUGGCUGUAGUCAGUUCUUUGUGGGCAUGGUGGCUAAGAACGAGGCGAAGGCGGAGAGGGUGGAGAAGGAACAUGAGGCUGCGAGGAGGAAGUGGGGCACAAGGAGACGAGAGGCUAGAGAAGAUCGGGGGAGGAGGAAGGUGCUUUGGGGGAGGGACGCUUAGAUGGAGUUGUUUCUGGGGCUAUUUGGGUGGCUCUUGUAUGAUCUCGGCUUAGAUGGAUUGGAGCCUGGGUUAUUGGGAUACGGAAACAAUGUGGAUAUGGUAUACGAUAUGUGUAAAGAGCAAAGGAAUGUUUGUAGUCUGUUAUAUCAUACUACCGAUUUGGAAACACAU